AUGGACAUUCUUAUUGUCCGUCAGUUGAUCCAGAUUACCAAAAACAGCAUAGUGGAUAUUGGCGCCGUCGAUUACAUGCAUCAAAAUACCAAAAAAGAGAAAUUAAUUGAUCCAAAUGAUAGGGGUCUUUCGGAUUAUACAAUCUUGCAACGACAAAAAGGAUUAUCUUUUUUAUGUUACUUUCUUUCAGAAAUUGGAAUAAACACGAAAGAGGAUAUUACAAUGUUUUUAGAUCAAUCAGAGCCAUCAAAACGUCAGGAAAAUCCAAUAAUUGCAAACAUUGAUUAUUAUCAUAAUAUUCAUGGCUUACAUAUACCAACAACAACUUCUAUAAGUGCUGUUGCUCACAUGACAAUUAUCCUUGCUAUUCCCAUAUCUCAAACAAGUGCAAUUCCAUAA
This is a messenger RNA of Entrophospora sp. SA101, 399 nucleotides long. The record is from the annotation of a GenBank genome assembly. NCBI's taxonomy places the organism in Eukaryota, Fungi, Glomeromycota, Glomeromycetes, Entrophosporales, Entrophosporaceae.